Debaryomyces hansenii CBS767 is the source of this 3897-nucleotide messenger RNA. It is a transcript of the gene ROA1, whose product is annotated as Roa1p. The transcript has a single exon. Gene Ontology annotation, molecular function: ABC-type transporter activity; ATP hydrolysis activity; ATP binding. Gene Ontology annotation, cellular component: membrane. The record is from RefSeq and is a predicted model, not a curated record. NCBI's taxonomy places the organism in Eukaryota, Fungi, Ascomycota, Pichiomycetes, Serinales, Debaryomycetaceae. Bases 1 to 3897 code for a protein of 1298 amino acids.
AUGAUCGAAUCGAACAUUUUAGAAGUGAACACAGAUGACAAAGUCAGUCUUACUGUGAAAAAUUUAACAGUAGGAGUCAAGAAUAGUGACAAGAAGACCGAUGAUGUAGAAGCAACAGGUGAAUCUAAAGGCGGUAAAAAGAUUUUGGAUGAUGUUUCAUUUCAGUUGCAAAGCGGCGAGUUGAUGGCUAUAAUGGGUGGUUCAGGAAGUGGAAAAACCACAUUGUUGAACACUCUCUCGCAGAGAACCAAUAUUAAGAAUAAUGACCUAUCUUUUUCUGGGUCGGUCGAAUACAUAGUAGGCGAUAAAGGGAAUACUAAGAGAAAAGUCAGGAAUGCAUACUUAUUACAAACUGAUAUCUUUUUGCCAGGAUUGACAGUGUACGAAACAUUAAUGUUCCAAGCAGACUUAAGAUUACCUCCCACAGCAACGAAAUAUGAGAAAGAAGAAUUAGUAAAUUCGUUAUUGACUACAUUAGAAUUACAACCAAUACGUGACGAAACUAUCCUGUCAUUUUCCACUUAUAGUACUAACUUAUCUGGGGGAGAACAAAGAAGAGUGUCAUUGGCGAUUCAGUUAUUGAGUAAGCCAUCUAUGUUAUUUUUGGAUGAGCCCACAACAGGUUUGGACACGAGUAGUUCGUUGAAGCUUUUGCAAGUCUUAAGAAAACUUGCAUCUCCAGAAUUUGGUAUCACUAUUAUCUUAUCUAUCCAUCAACCAAGACUGGAAAUCACUGUUUUGUUUGAUAAAAUAUGCUUAUUAACGAGGGGUGGCAGGGUUGUAUACUUUGGUAGCUUGAUUGAUAGUGGUAGUUAUUUCGCCUCCGUGAGAGAUGAAAAUGGUGAGCAAACGGAGAUGAAAUCAUCUAAUUUUGUGGAGUAUAUUAUGGACUUAUCUGUCAAAGAUACUUCGUCUAAAGAGAUGGAAAAUAUUACUUCUAGAAGAAUUGACAAUUUAGUCGAAUCGUGGAAAGCAUACUCUAAUACAGAAGAAAAUAAAGAGAUGUUGUCUUCGAAUGAAGUAAAGAAGCUCUUUGAGAAAAACAUUAAGUUGUUUGAUAAAGGUAAGGAAGACAGAAUUUCUUUUUUACAGGAAAUCAUUGUUCUGACUAGAAGAACAUUCCUUUUAUCAUAUAGGGAUACGGCUUCGUUAUUUGCUAUCAAUUUUGUAUGUCUUCUCUUAGCAAUCGCUUGUGGUUGGAUGUUCUAUAAACCAAAACCUGAUUUGGCGGGUAUUAGAUCUAUCACUUCAAGUCUUUAUGUUAUGUUGGAAAUUAUUGGUUUUUCUUUCAUGUUCAUUGAAAUAGAGAGAUUAUGGGCCGCCGAUGGUACAUUUUUCUUCCGGGAAUACAAUGAAAAUUGCGUCAGUAUUACUGGGUUUAUUAUUUCUAGAAGGUUAGGAAAAUUCUUAUUAGAGGAUUUUCCAAUAUCUGUUCUCUUUGCAGUGAUAUCGUAUUUCAUGUGGGGAUUAAGAUUAACUAACGAAGAGGGUAACAAUGACGCUUCUUAUUUUUUUAUCUAUUUUGCAAUUACACUUUUGACUGAAUUUUGUGGAAUGGCAACAGCUAUGCUUGCAUUUUCCCUUUCAAUGGAUUUUUCAAUUUCAGCGUUGAUUCUAAUGGUUAUAUAUCAAUUACAAAACAGUGCAUGUGGUUAUUUUGUUAAUGCUGCAACAAUGCCUGUUUAUGUGAGGUGGACAAAAUACAUUGCCUACUUCUGGUAUGCGUUUGGUGCAUUGACUGCUAACCAAUAUACAAAUUGGAUGGGUGAAUGCCCAUAUGAUGAUGCUGAUAGCAGAUGUGAGGAAUACUCUGGCAAUUACCAGUUGGGUGUUCUAGGGUUCCCUCAAGGAUGGAUUACUGAACCAAUUUGUAUUUUAUUUGCCUGGGUUGUUGGAUUUUAUAUCUUGACUGGACUUGCCUUUCGCUUCAAGAAUCGUGAUCUAGCUGUGGCAAAAACUAAGGAAAAUACUAUUGGUGGUGAAGAAGAGAAUGAGGAAGGGAAUGAGGCAGAGAGCAAUGUCAAGUUUGAAAAUACUCGUUUACAGAAAAAUGAUAAUUCCGCUCAAAGAGAUCUUGAAAAGGCCUCAUUAGUAUCGACUGAUCAAGAUAUUCAUAUUCAUAUACAGAAUAUUAGCUUGUCUGUUGUACUUCAAGAAAACAAAUUUAUGAUAAUAAGGAAAAUAAGCGGCGAGCACCAAUUAUUGAACAACGUGUCUGCCCAUUUCAAGGCCAAUAAGGUCAAUGUUAUCAUGGGUCCUUCUGGUGGAGGUAAAACUACAUUAUUGAAUUUUCUUUCUAACAGAUUAUCAAAAAAUUCCAAAUUUAGAUCUAAUGGAAAUAUCAGGUUGAACGACUCCCAAUAUAUCACGAAUAAGGAAUUAUCUCUGAUAUCUGCAUAUGUAUCUCAACAGGAUAAUUCUUUAAUAUCUAGUUUAACAGUUCGGGAAACAUUAUAUUAUCAAGCAAAGUUAAGAAUUUCUCACGAAGAUCAUCAUAAAAUCCCAGUAAUUAUUAACACAUUGAUUAGAACUAUGGGCUUAAAUGAUUGUGCAGAAACUUUGGUUGGAUCAGAGUCUGUUAAGGGUAUUUCUGGUGGGGAAAAGAGAAGAGUUUCGAUUGCGAUUCAAUUGUUAAGUAAACCUAAGAUUCUUUUUUUGGAUGAGCCUACUUCAGGUCUUGAUUCAACUACUUCAGUUUCCGUUCUAGGUUUAUUGGAUAAUCUUGCUGAAGUUUAUGGCACAACUGUAAUUAUGACAAUCCAUCAACCAAAUGAAGACAUGUUCAAUAAAUUUGGAUCUGUCUUAUUACUAGCUAGGGGUGGCAGACCAGUUUUCAAUGGGAGCACAAUAUCUAUUAAGAAAUAUUUGGCUGAUGCAGGAUAUCCAUUACCAAAUGAUAAGAACAUUGCCGACCAUAUUUUAGAUGUAGUCUCUCAAAGCUUGGAAGAAGAUAAUACGGCUACUCAGUCAAGAAUUAACUAUUUGGUUAAUAGAUGGGAAAUGAAACAAUCUUCAAAUACAAAUUCUGUAUUAGUUAAUGAAACAAUCGAUCUUGAGAAAUACCAACAUAAGAAGCAACCUUUCUUUGUGACUUUUCCAGUCAUUACUAAACGUCAAUUUAUCAAUUCCGUGAGGUCUAAAGAUGUUUUGAUCGCAAGAGCUGGGCAGACUAUAUUCUUGACUAUUGUACAUACAUUAUAUUUUGCGCCGUUAAGAAAUACAGAAGAAGGUGUAAGCAAUAGAUUGGGUUUGAUACAGGAGGUAUUAAAUUUAUAUUUUAUUGGUUUUUUUAACAACGUCACCUUAUACCCAGUAGAAAGAAGUCUUUUCUAUCAAGAGUACAAAGAUGGAAUAUAUGGCCCAUUGGAAUUCAAUUUAUCAUACUUAUUAAAUGAAUUACCAACCGAAAUUAUUCCGUGUUUGUUCUUUGCCGUAUUGCUAGUUUUUGGAGUCGGUUUACCGAGAACACCGGGAAUGUUUUUCAGUAUGUUCUUUACUGGUUUUGUAUCGAUUAAUUGUGGUGAAUCGUUGGGAAUACUUGUUUCAAGUAUUUUCACGCAUCUCGGAUUAGCCAUUAAUAUUUUAGCGUCCGUGAUUGUUAUUGCUAUCUUCAUGGGAGGUACUAUGUCGUUACAUAUGCCUGAGUUUUUCAAAGCAUGGAAUUAUAUCAAUCCAAUGAAAUACGCGGUUGGAACUUGUGCAAAAUUAGGUUUCGAGAAUCAACAAUUCGAAUGUGCUUUAGGCACUUGUACGUUAGAUACUGGUGAUAAUGUCUUAGAAUACUAUAACUUGGACAUUAAUUUAGGUGCUUACUUUGGUGGAUUAGUUGCCUGUUUAAUAAUUUAUAGAUUGGUUGCAAUAGGAUCAGCCUACGCCAGGCUAAAGCUUUGCGUUUAG